Molecule: messenger RNA, 6742 nt
Organism: Ruditapes philippinarum (Manila clam)
Lineage: Eukaryota; Metazoa; Mollusca; Bivalvia; Venerida; Veneridae
Product: synaptogenesis protein syg-2-like
Exons: 26
Coding region: 1023-5129 (1368 amino acids)
Biological process (GO): cell-cell adhesion
Cellular component (GO): cell-cell junction
Molecular function (GO): cell adhesion molecule binding
Source: RefSeq, a predicted model, not a curated record
CCGUUAUUACUAUAUUCGGUUUAUUUGUAAAUGGACGCAGAGAGUUUUUUUUCUCUCUUUGUAUAUGAUCAUAGUGAGAAGUAGCUGUCAACGAGUGUGAAUGUUUUAAAGUAAAUAACUUUGAAUAGUGGAUGUGAAGAUAGUUUCGAACAAUCGAAAUUGCCGUCAAUUUGUCAUUUAUAGCGGCUAGUGAAAUUUAAUAUUGAAAAUAACAUAUGCUUUUGCGGAUCAUCCCCGAAGCUUUAUAGAGUGAUAACUGAUAGUGGAUUAAAGACGAUUUACAUUUGUUUUCUCCCAUAGGAUGUAACGAUAAAAAAUUUGAUAGACGGGGAAAAAUUAGAUUGUUAAAUACAGUAACCGGUAAAUAAAUUGACCAUUGGAUUUGAUACACUGAAUUUUACAUAAAUAAGGUAUAAUGCGUUGAAGUUUGCAGCUGAUUGGGAAGAACAGAUUCAAGUUUACUGAGGGCAUAACACUUACAACUGUGUUUCAAGUGUGACAAAAAUGUGUUUAUAGGGGUGAGGAGUUAAGAGAAAUAUUUCAGGAACCAGUCAAGUUAUAUUCAAGACUUGGGAUUGUUGAUAUUUUGGAUUCAAUCUGGAAGCUAUUACACUCAGGGAAGGUAUGUUUUGAAUACAGACAAUGCAGAUGUGCAGAACAAUGUUGUUGGAUAUAUACAUCACAGCAGAUGCGGAUAAAAAAAUAACCGAGUUAUAUUACGAGUUAUAGUAUUAGGCAUAGUGUUUAGCUUAUAAAAGUGACUAUAGUGCGAGUGUCAGUGUUAACGUAGAAAUAUUCAGAACAAGGAAAAACCAUGCGGACAGAACUUUCUUAGGAUUUUCCCUGGUGUUUUUUUUUGUUUUUGAUUUUUUUUUACAUAUAAAAAAGAGGAGAAACCGAUCUGUGCACAUGUGUUAGGAUUUUAAGCAAGGAAAAGAACCAUGUGGACAAUUCAAUUUUAGGAUUUGAUGUGAUUUCUUGGAUAUGUAAUUUUGUUACACUGUGAUAUAGCAAGGAGGACUAUGGAGUUAAGAGGGGAGAUAAUUGGACGGCUACUUGUCUUCGGUAUCAUAUUUAUACUCAGGGCAAGUGGGCUUCAGGAGUUUAUAGAACGACCUCAAGAUCUCAGCGUUGUAAAAGGUCAAACAGCGGUUUUGAAAUGUGCCGUAACAAACAGGGUCGGAAUGAUACAGUGGGGGAAAGGGGAGAUAAAUCCGAUCAUGCUUGGGUUUGACAGGCAGAUUCCAGGAUACAAUGGAAGAUACAGUAUUAUAGGUAACGAUCAAAAAGAGUUCAACCUGCAAAUUCUCAAUACAAACUUAGAUGAUGACGAUGUCUUCCAGUGCCAAGUAGGCCCUGCUGACAACAACCCAGGACUGCGAGCAAGUGCCAAACUCACAGUUUUAGUUCCGCCAAAUUUUCCAGACAUUGUUGAUUAUUCUAACGGGUCAGUGGUUGAAGUGGCAUACACAGAACCUGUGAAAAAGUUGGUGUGUAUCUCGACGGCAGGCCGACCAGCGGCGACCAUCAAGUGGUUUAGAAAUAGUCAGGAAGUCACAGAAAACGUGGAAUAUGUGACAACGAAAAUAGCCAACGAUAAACGAGAAGAUGCGAGAAGUAUUCUGACGUUGAACCCGACGUACCCAGAUGAUAAUAAUGUGCAGUACACGUGCCAGGCUCAUAAUAAUGCACUGAUCAACGGUCCUUACAGAGUUACUGUGAUUCUCAGUGUCUUAUAUCCACCAUCUCCACCUAAGAUAACCGGAUAUAAAACUGAUCAAGUUAUACGAGUAAAUGACACAGUUCAACUCAUGUGUACUUCCGAGGGUGGCAACCCACUUGCCCAGAUAGCCUGGUUCAGGAACAAUGCUCAGGUCGAUUUCUCAUACAGCCAGCGUGACAACAAAGCUGAAAACGAGCUGAUAAUUACCGCGGAAAGGUCGGACAAUGAUGCCGAGUACAGAUGUGAGGCGUGGAAUAGCGUCAACUUUGAACAACCUCUGAUGGUGACCCGGAAACUUGUAGUUUACUUUGCACCAAAGACGGCCACUAUUACCGGUACACGAGAAGCGAAGGCGGGUGAGACGUUGACGUUGACUUGUACGACUUCAAACAGUAACCCGGAAGCCAUCAUUGAAUGGAUACCUCGGAAAGAGACUGGAGCAAAUAUUCGGUCGAGGACUGAAGUGUCUCCAAAUGGUGGAUAUAUUACUAUAUCAGAGAUAGACAUUACGUUGUCUAACACGCAGACUAGUGCAAUAUACACGUGCUCCGCUGAAAACCGACAGCUUGGGAUUACAGUAGCUGAUACGGCCACCGUUGGUGUUCUAUAUCCCCCAGAAGCGCCUGUGAUAACUGGGUACAUUGAGGGUGAGUCUAUUCGUGCUGGUGAUCUAGUCAAGCUGAGAUGUACAGCUAUGAGAGGAAAUCCCCCUGCCACACUGAAAUGGUUCAAAGGAGAUCAAGAAGUUACAGAAGUCAAUGACUUGUCAGCAGGAAAUAUUCCAAAUUUGGAGGUUGCCAUAGUAACCAAGGCAGACGACAAUGGUGCCAUCUAUAGGUGUGAAGCGUCGAACAAGGCUACAGACAGUCCUCUUGUAGCACUACGAAAACUGACAGUGCACUUCCCACCAGCCAAGGUGAAUAUAUCGAGUGAUCCAGUGGUAGCUCGUGCAGGUCAUCGCCUAAGGCUCACGUGCACGUCUGCGUCCAGUAACCCGGCCGCGGAGAUAACCUGGAUGCAUGACAACCAUAAAUUGACUGGUACCAACAUUGGAAUGACCAGUGGAGUAAAUGGCGGGAAAAUAUCGAAGAACCAGUUAGAAAUUAUUCCGACGUCUGCUGAUCACAACUCGGCAUACGGUUGCCGGGCAACCAACUUGGUUCUACAAGAGACUAUACACGAUGCUAUUACAUUAAAUGUCUUAUUUAAACCCGAGUUUAGAGAUAAAGAUGAUACUGUUCAAAUUACUGCCGGAGAAAGUAGGAUCCUUAAUCUGACGGCUACAGCUAACCCAGUCAAUGGCACAUAUGUGUUAAAACGUGGAGAAACAGUUAUUAAAGCUGGGGACGUCAUAAGUUUUUCUUUCGAGGAAGGGGCUUUAACGAUUUCAGCAGUAUCGAAAGAGGAUUCUGGGACGUAUACGGUCACAUGUACAAAUGUAAUGGGCAGCACUUCGUUCGAUUUCACUUUGGAUGUGUUAUAUCCGGCAGAAAUCUACGAGUCAAACCCUGUCACAGCUGAUGCGGGAACUUCUGUGGAGUUGAAAUGUCUCGUGCGUGGGAACCCGAUGGUACCUGACAUGGUGACGUGGAAGAGGGACGGGUUUGACAUGACACGUGCGUUACCUUCAUAUGCCGAGGGCGUCGGCACUUUGAUUAUAGAAAAUGUAGAGAAAACAGAUUCGGGAACAUUUACUUGUUUAGCACAUAAUGGAAUAGGCGAAUCUACCCAACAAACAAUAGAACUGACUGUCAAAUUUGUUCCAGUGAUUGACAAGGCCCCUAAAUACAGCAAGGCAGCAAGUGAGAUGGGAAAAGUGGGAAAGUUAGAAUGUUACGCCCAGGGAGCUCCUACCGUAUCAUUUAAAUGGCAAAAGGAUGGCGUGGAUAUUGUAUCAGAUGAUGUGAAAUAUGUGAUACGUGAAAAGGUGACUGAGGAAAUCAACUAUGAGAAUAUCUUGUCAAUAAAAAAUGUUGUGAAAAGUGAUUAUGGGAUAUACCAGUGUAUUGUCACCAAUGAAAAAGGGGAAGAUAGGCUGGCUGUAAACUUUGCUGAUACAACAAAGCCUGACCCUCCGGACAGUAUAGAGAUAGUAAAUUUUACACAUAACAGCGUAACGUUAAAAUGGAAUGCUGGAUUUAGCGGAGGUUUGGUUCAGCAUUACAGGGUACGAUACAAGAUGGCACAAGGUUCACAGGGCUAUACACAAGUUGAUGUGCAACCAAAGACCAGUACAGUGUUUACUGUUAGAGGUCUGGCGCUCGGCACAGAGUAUGAGAUGAGUGUGAUGGCGUAUAAUGAUAUAGGCGACAGCGAUUAUUCUGUGGAAGUUGUUGUUGCAAAAACUUCAAAUUUAGGCAUAGUUUGUCAUAGAUUAGAAGAUUUGAAGCCAACGUCUGAUGUGAAGAAGGAGGAGGAGAAAGCAGAAGAUAUGCCCGUUAUUAUAAUCCUGGUCGUCUGUGUAGUCGGGAUCUUCCUGCUCGCCCUCAAUAUCGGACUCAUACUGUUCUUCGUUAGAAGAAGGAAGAAAAGAAUGGAAAAUGGCAGCGACACAACUAGUCAUACCAAUACAAUAGAGCUGUACGGUCCGAAUAAAGAAACGCAAUUGUACCCAAUGACCCCAUCGGACGAGUCAAGGAGCUACGGCACUUACGAUAAAAAUGAUGACGAUUUCUCAGACGAUUAUAAAUCUUACGAGCAGCAGCAGCAACAACGACAACACAAAUGUGUGUCCAUGGAUGACUGCCUAUGUCUCGGGAAAACGACAACGUGGAAAGAUAAUUGCUGUUUUGACCCGGGGGAUGAAGAUUUGAAAAGGGUUUUCCUUCCUCCCCCAGAGUACGGGGGCGUAACUUAUUCUCAUAAUAAACUUGAUUCGCCAACAUUUGAUCAUCGGCAUCCGUUACAUACAGAACCGAAGCACGCAUACACACCUAGUGAUACAGAUUCUUGUAGGAAGUCACCAUGGACUUAUGAAGAUCCAUACACUAGUAAAGUAUAUCGUGGAAAAGGGACAUUUGACACUGAUUAUCCUGACAGGGGCAAGGAUUAUUCUGGACCUCAAUAUGAACCUAAUGGUCAUGCUGGGGGUACAAGACCUAAGAGUAUAACAGAGCUGUCAGAAAGGUCAAGUAGACCAUCUAGUCGUGGGGUAAACAAGACCCCACCCCCUCCCCCAGUGAGGUCUUCCAGUAAAGGUGCGGCAGAUAUCCCACCUCUACCUGCCAGGAACUACGAGUCUCAAGAUAUUCCCCAGCCUAGAUAUGUACCACCACCAGGUUCAUCAACAUCAUUCGGUAAUAACAUUAAUGUGAUUAACAAUCCUCAUUAUAACGGUCCGUCGGGAAGAACCCCCUCACCAGGACAAACCGACCCCACCGACGAUAUGCGAGGAUAUCUCGUAUGAUAGACUGUGCCAGAUUUUCACAGACUGGUUUAAAUACUUGAAUCUGUUUGUUGAUUUCACGAGAUUACUUGGAAUAAGUGCAAUGUAUUGAAAAGUAGCAUUAUUAAAUUAUUCGAGGGGACCGGAAAUUAGGUACAUGCUUGAAAAGCAUGCAUAGGGAGAAGUGAUUAUUUGAAAAUAAUACAUACAUAAUAAGCGCUGGAAAUAAAUUGAAACCAUAAGUUCCCUACACUAACUACCAUAUGUGUAAUUAAAGAGGUUAAAAGGUUGUAUAACCUCUUAUUAGUGUAAGCCAAUGGUAAAACAAUGUAAGUUACAAGUCACAGGAAAUUGGUGAAAUAUACAUUUUUUGAGAAUUCAUCUGCAUUGACAGUAUAUGUACAUGAAUAUAACUGAAAAUGUGAGGGUUUUUUCUACCAUUGACUAUUACAGAAUUUAGUAAUUAAGAAAGAUGAGAUAUUAAUUACUUUUUAGUAAUUACAAAAUAUGAGUAUUGUUAUUACUGAAAUUAGUAAUUAAAAUGUAUAUUUACAGAAAUUAGUUGUAUAGAAAUAUGCUAAUUACAGAAAUUAAGUAAUUAUGAAACAUGUUAAUAACUGAAAUUAGUAAUUAAAAGAAAUAUUAAUUACAGACACUACUCAUUUUGAGAGAUUUCUAUUAUGGACAUAAGUAAUUUGGAGAGAUAAUAAUUACAGAAAUUAGUAAUUUAAAGCUAUACUUUGGUGCUGUAAUGUGCUUCGGAAGUAGGGAAUGCAUGGACAAGUGAAGAAUGAGUGUGAAAGAGACAUUUAUCUGACAAUAUCAACACUGUUGUCAAUAAAUAGAAGAAGUACGUCUGCCUACAAGUACGUCUACCUAUGAUGACCAUGUUUGGAACAUUUAACCGGCAUACAUCAGCCACUUCUGAGGAGAGAAAUGCUUUUGCCAAGGACACAUCAGCAAAAUGAAAAGUGGCAACAUGGCAACAACCAGUGGCUGUUUUAAGCAGUAUUUUACUUUCUGAUCUUAGUUAUGAGUUCAAAUGUAAAACUAUGAUGGUGGCAAAAUGUUGUUCUGCCUGUUAUGUUAUAAUUCAUUUUAUGUUAAUAUAUUAGUUACAAGCUAUAAUUUAAAGGGACAGUACUGUGUGGUACACAUUUUGUUAACAAUUUUUGUGUAUAACUUCUUUUGGGCAGAAGUCUUGAGCUGGUUAUUCUGUCCUUAAUUAAUUUUUAAGGGUUUGAAAGUUUUUCUUGGACUUGUACAUGAUAUUCAAGUAUUGUAACAUGAAUCAAGUGGCUACAUGGGGAUGUGGUUAAGCCCACUGACUGCCAAUCAUUUGCCGCUCUUCAGGUUCAAAUUCCACCAGUGAUGUUAGGGGUUGGUCAUGUGAGGAAGCUAUCCAGCUAACAUUUGGAAGUUGUUGAUAAUGCCAAACUGCUCACUCUUCACUGAAAUAAUGAAUAGGUGGGGUUUCUGGGCUUUUCCUCCAAUAGUAAAGCUGAAAAGUUGUCAUGUGACCUUAGCAGUGUCAAAAAAGACUUCAAACCCAUCAAGACCCACUAAAAAAGGAACUUGCAUCCUAUUUCAUAUGCCAAAGAAACCAAUUUUUAUAUGUUAUUUGUACGAUUUUU